AGAAGACUCUUCCAAGUGACACUGUCACUACUUGGGAAGAUUGCAAGAGAGCUUUCCUAGAAAAGUUUUUCUCUACUUCAAGGACAGCUAAGAUCAGGAACGAAAUCUCCGGAUUUCAACAAAAAGGUCUAGAGAGCUUCAGUGAAGCAUGGGAAAGGUUCAAGGGUUAUUGGUCUCAGUGCCCUCAUCAUGGUUUCAGCAAGGAGAGCUUGCUUAGCACCUUCUAUAGAGGAGCCUUACCACAGUGCAGAAACAGGCUUGAUACUGCCAGCAAUGGUUUCUUCUUGGGGAGAACUGAAGAAGAAGCAGAGGAACUGGUGGAGAACAUGGCUAAGAGCGACUCAGUCUACAGCGAGGAGCAUGAUAGGGUCAACAGAAAUGAUGAUCAACAGACAAAGAGAGAGAUCAAGUCCCUGCAGGAGAAGAUGGACUUGCUUCUUUCUAACCAAGCUAAACAAGAGCAGGUCAACUUUGUGGGUGGUCCUAUUCAAGAGAUUCCUCCCAAGAUUAAUGAGGUUGAUGGUUUGGAAGGACAAGAAGAGCUGUGCUUCAUCAACAACAAUGGUUCUUGGUACAGGAAGGAACCUAACUUUCAGUACAACAACUACCAGCAAAAGUCCUACUCAAACAACCAGCAAGGAGGAUACCAGCAGAGGCAAAACACUCAGCAAGGGAGCUAUCAGCCUAGGCAAAACACCCCUCCUGGUUUCAACAAUAACAACAAUCAGUCUACUCAAGCUCAAGGAAGUUCUUCACAGGCUCCAGCUUCAGAUACAAGUGUGGAUGCAAUGUUCAAGAAACUUUUGGAUUUUCAGGCCAAGAAUGAGAAGACAAUGGGUUAUGAGUUCACGAAAAUUCACUCCAAGAUUGAUGGAAGUUACAAUGAGCUCAACAACAAGAUCCGCCAUUUGGAGAAUCAGUUUGCUUCAAUGAACUCUCAGCCAAGUCGCCAACAAGGGGCAUUACCUGGAAAGCCAGAGCAAAAUCCCAAGGAGACAAUGAAAGCCAUCACCCUUAGGAGUGGAAAACAGCUACCACCAAGAACUCUCAUUAGGGAUAAUGAGAAGCAAGAUGGGGAGGUGGUCAUCAAUGUGGAUGAUGAUGUAGUUAUUAUGGAUGAGAAGACCAAUGAAGAGAUCUUGGAGAAAAUAGUUGAAGCAAAAGGAAAGGGUAAAAUUGGAGAAGAAAAGAAGGGGGAGAACAAGAAUGAAGUUGCUACUUCAUCAAAAGAAGCUCUAUUCAAUCCUCCUCCCUAUGAACCAAAACUUCCUUUUCCCGGUAGAUUCAAGAGACAGCUUUUGGAGCAAUACAAGGCUUUAUUUGAGAAACAAAUGAGUGAAGUUCAGAUUACUAUGCCCAUAAUUGAUGCCUUCAUGCUAGUGCCUCAAUACAGCAAGUUCCUCAAGGAUGCUGUAACUAAGAAGAAGAAGGAGAUGGAAGGCAUGGUGGUUCUUACUCAUGAGUGUAGUGCUAUUAUCCAAAGGCUAACCAUCCCUAAGAAGCUUGAAGAUCCAGGAAGCUUUACUUUACCUUGUGCCAUUGGGCAAUUUACUUUUGAGAGGUGUCUAUGCGAUUUGGGAGCAAGUGUGAGCCUUAUGCCUCUCUCCAUUGCUAAAAGGCUUGGCUUUACACAAUACAAGAAGUGUAGACUCUCUCUUGUGCUAGCUGAUCGCUCAGUGAAGAUUCCCAUUGGUAUCCUAGAAGAUCUCCCUGUCAUGGAGCAGUUGUGA
Molecule: messenger RNA, 1730 nt
Organism: Brassica napus (rape)
Lineage: Eukaryota; Viridiplantae; Streptophyta; Magnoliopsida; Brassicales; Brassicaceae
Exons: 2
Coding region: 327-1730 (467 amino acids)
Source: RefSeq, a predicted model, not a curated record